AUGACCAAAAAGAAGAAAAAUAAAUGCGAAAACGAAACUCUAGAACCAAAUAUUCAAAUUAGCGUAAGUGAAAAGAGUACCAAAGAAACUAUUGUCAAAGAGAAUUAUUAUCUUAAACAGCUUUUGGAAGAAAAGGAAAGAUUUAUAUAUCAGUUGGUAAAUGAAAACCGUAGACUACAGGAAGCAUAUGACUUGAUUUCUGCCAACAUAGUAGAGAAGGAAUCCGUUGUAUCUACUUUGGCUAUUGUAACUGAUCAACUAGAACAACUUGAGAAAAGAACGUCAGAGAAUACAUCAUACUCACAAAUGUUAAAGCAAAAUACUCCUAAAAUCAAUAGCAACAACAAGAACAACAAUGACAUGAAAUCCAUAUUAGUUACUCCCGAAAGGACCCAACAUUAUAAUGACACCAGAAAAGACCUAACUAGUAACAUUAAUCUAGCAAGUAUUGAAGUCAAGAUAGAGAAAGUGCAGCUUCCAGAACAAAAAAUUGCUAUUGGUAUAUUCUAUCGGCCCCCACAUAGCUCUGUUACAGAAGCCGGUAAUACCUUUGAUAACAUGUUGCCUGCCAUAUUAGCUGAAUAUGAUGAUAUCAUCCUUGCAGGGGAUAUCAAUGUUAAUUUGCUUUUAGUUUGUAACAACUUGACUAAAUGCCUUGAUUCUUAUAAUCUGAAACAGAAUGGUGGAAUCAGUUAUCGGAUCCUAUAG
Acanthoscelides obtectus is the source of this 708-nucleotide messenger RNA. Lineage: Eukaryota; Metazoa; Arthropoda; Insecta; Coleoptera; Chrysomelidae. The record is from the annotation of a GenBank genome assembly.